UCGAAGCGUGCUCAAGCCUUUCGCGAAGGCUUCGAUUUUCUUACCCCCGGACGUUUGCACCUUCCCGGUUAGCCCCAACACUAUCAAGACGUUACAUCGGUGCUUGUCCGAGCUUGGGACCUUGGCCUCGGUCUGAAGCGAACGUCUACGGCAUGGGCGGUCGAUGGGUACCACCGGGAUCUUCGAGGAGGGGACCAGAGUUAAAUGGAGGAGUGCAGCCGCUCGUUGAAACUCAGGUGUCCGGUCUUUUCGAACUUCAUCCUGUUCUUCCAUUGAUCGUCUGAUCUUUGGUAGUAUCGCACUCUGUGUUUCAGUCAUGGCCACUGCACAGGAAACUCCUGCUCACCAGCUGCAGCGUGAGCAGGCUGAGGCUGACCAGCACCCACACCUGAACGGCUUGUCUUUGAACAACGACAAUGUCGCUGGUGCCGGUAUCACGGAGAAGGACUUCGUCGAGAAGCCCAUGAGCGUCAGCUCUGGUGCUUCGGUUCGCGACAUCGAAAUCGAUGAUGGCAUGGGUGGUGUCAAGCCUACCGCCGAAGAGCUUCGCACCCUACGCAAGGUUGGCGAGCCUCUUCCCAAGGCCGCCUUCUUGGUCGCCAUUGUUGAACUUUGCGAGCGUUUCACCUACUAUGGUGCCUCCGGUAUCUUCCAGAACUACAUCCAGCGCCCGCUCGAUGGCAGUGCAGGACGUGGUGCUCUCGGUAUGGGACGUCAGGGAGCCACUGGUCUCUCUACCUUCUUCCAGUUCUGGUGCUAUGUCACACCCAUUCUCGGUGCUGUCAUCGCUGAUCAGUAUCUCGGAAAGUACAACACCAUUGUUGUCUUCUGCGGCGUCUACAUCAUCGGUCUUCUCAUCCUCACCCUGACCUCUAUCCCUGCUGCUCUUCAGGGAGGCGCUGGUCUUGGUGGUUUCGUUGCUGCUAUUAUUGUUAUUGGUCUCGGUACUGGUGGUAUCAAGUCCAACGUUGCUCCUUUGAUCGCCGAUCAAUACAAGCGUCGUCAGAUGGUUAUUGGCAAGGACGAGAAGACUGGCGAGCGCGUUAUCAUUGAUCCCGCGAUUACCAUCUCUCGUAUCUACAUGAUCUUCUACUGGUGCAUCAACAUCGGUUCUCUGUCUCUGCUCGCAACUCCUUACAUGGAGCGCGACACCGACUUUUGGUCCGCUUACCUGUUGUGCUUGUGCAUCUUCUUCGUUGGUACGCUUGUUCUCGUCCUCGGUCGCAAGGUCUACAUCGUUCGCCCACCGCAGGGUUCUGUCAUCACCAAUGCUUUCCGCGUUAUCGGUCAGAUGAUCAAGGCACGCAACAUGGACGGCCCUAAGCCUUCUCACCAGGCCGGUCUUGGAAAGACACCUACCACUCUUUGGGACGACCACUUUGUUGAAGAGGUCAAGCGCGCACUCGUUGCCUGCAAGGUCUUCUGCUUCUACCCCAUCUACUGGGUCGUAUACGGCAACUUCUCCAACAACUUCGUCACCCAGGCCGGUCAGAUGGCAGGUCACGGCAUUCCCAACGAUUUGAUGCAGAACUUCGAUCCCAUCGCCAUCAUUGUCUUCCUGCCCAUCAUGGAUCAGUUCUUCUUCCCGUUCCUCCGCAAGCACAAGAUCAACUUCCCUCCUAUCAACCGUAUCACCGCUGGAUUUUGGAUCGCUUCUCUCGCCAUGGUCUACGCUGCUGUCAUUCAGCACUACAUCUAUGAAGCUGGUCCUUGCUACGGUCACCCAGGUUGCCCGGCAAGUGAGAUUGACGGAGUUGCUCAAGGCAACAACAUCCACAUUGCUACCCAAACUGGUGCUUACAUGCUCAUCGGUAUUUCCGAGAUUUUCGCCUCCGUUACUGGUCUUGAGUACGCCUACACCAAGGCACCGCCGAGCAUGAAGUCAUUCGUCCAGUCCAUGUACCUGCUCACCAACGCUUUCGGAUCUGCCAUCUCCGAGGCGCUCAACCCUCUCCUGUACGAUCCCGCAAUCAUGUGGAUGUUCUGCGGCUUGGCUGUUGCUUCGUUCGUCGCUGGCUGCUUGAUCUGGAUCUUGUUCCACCACCUCAAUGAGACUGAGGACGAGAUGAACGCUCUUGACCAGGACUACGAUAAGGACCCCACUCUGCGCAGGAGCAGCGUGCAUGAUGACCGCACCAUCGGCCUCAGCUCCCACCACGAGGAGGAUAAGAACGCCCAAUUCGCUUAGAAGCGCUGGUGUUAGACGAUAUAAUGUGAUAAUGUAGUGAAUGUGCCGCUAGGGCUGCAUUGAAUGAAUCUCAAUCUCUUCAAGUACCUCAACUGUU
Boeremia exigua is the source of this 2285-nucleotide messenger RNA. Its product is annotated as di/tri peptide transporter 2. The record is from RefSeq and is a predicted model, not a curated record. The coding region runs from base 317 to 2188 and encodes 623 amino acids. Gene Ontology annotation, cellular component: plasma membrane; fungal-type vacuole. The transcript has 3 exons. NCBI's taxonomy places the organism in Eukaryota, Fungi, Ascomycota, Dothideomycetes, Pleosporales, Didymellaceae. Gene Ontology annotation, molecular function: tripeptide transmembrane transporter activity; dipeptide transmembrane transporter activity. Gene Ontology annotation, biological process: oligopeptide transport; transmembrane transport.